Molecule: messenger RNA, 2666 nt
Organism: Sciurus carolinensis (gray squirrel)
Lineage: Eukaryota; Metazoa; Chordata; Mammalia; Rodentia; Sciuridae
Gene: Slc2a1
Product: solute carrier family 2 member 1
Exons: 10
Coding region: 347-1789 (480 amino acids)
Biological process (GO): response to insulin; D-glucose transmembrane transport
Cellular component (GO): apical plasma membrane; basolateral plasma membrane
Source: RefSeq, a predicted model, not a curated record
UUUUCCCGGCCUCCCGCCGUCCUCGCGCCAACCUCCCGAGAUGCCGAGGCGGAGGGCACUUCCUUCAGGCCGGCGCUCCAGCGCGGGGGUGCCUGGCCCGGCUCUGGGAGAACAGCCGGUUGCUGAGACCCUUCUUUCUGGACAGCGCGGGCCCCAAAGCUGUUGCCAAGUCCUGGGGAGAGAGAUGUACUCCGAUGAGGCACGGUCCCGGGCCGGGCCCGCGAGCCCGGGGCUGGGAUAGGACCCCAGGCGGGAGCUGAGCGGGAAGAGCGCCCACCGUGGCCCGAGGGAUGAGGGACUCCAUGCUCUGGAUGAUGAGGACUCUUAGAAGGUGACGGGCCGUCUCAUGCUGGCCGUGGGAGGGGCAGUACUAGGAUCCCUGCAGUUUGGCUACAACACUGGAGUCAUCAAUGCCCCCCAGAAGGUGAUUGAGGAGUUCUACAACCAGACAUGGAUCCACCGCUAUGGGGAGCCUAUCUUGCCCACCACGCUCACCACACUUUGGUCCCUCUCUGUGGCUAUCUUCUCCGUCGGAGGCAUGAUUGGCUCCUUCUCUGUGGGCCUUUUUGUUAACCGCUUUGGCCGGAGGAACUCAAUGCUGAUGAUGAACCUUCUGGCCUUUGUGUCUGCUGUGCUCAUGGGCUUCUCGAAACUGGGCAAGUCCUUUGAGAUGCUUAUCUUGGGCCGCUUCAUCAUCGGCGUAUAUUGCGGCCUGACCACAGGCUUCGUGCCCAUGUACGUAGGGGAGGUGUCACCCACAGCUCUUCGUGGGGCCCUGGGCACCCUGCACCAGCUGGGCAUCGUUGUUGGCAUCCUCAUUGCUCAGGUGUUCGGCCUGGACUCCAUCAUGGGCAACGAGGAACUGUGGCCCUUAUUGCUGAGCGUCAUCUUCAUCCCAGCCCUGAUGCAGUGCAUCCUGCUGCCCUUCUGCCCUGAGAGCCCCCGCUUCCUGCUCAUCAACCGCAACGAGGAGAAUCGGGCCAAGAGUGUGCUGAAGAAGCUGCGUGGGACGGCCGAUGUGACCCGUGACCUGCAGGAGAUGAAGGAGGAGAGUCGGCAGAUGAUGCGGGAGAAGAAGGUCACCAUCCUGGAGUUGUUCCGCUCACCCGCCUACCGCCAGCCCAUCCUCAUCGCCGUGGUGCUGCAGCUGUCCCAGCAGCUGUCGGGCAUCAAUGCUGUGUUCUACUACUCCACCAGCAUCUUCGAGAAAGCAGGAGUGCAGCAGCCUGUGUAUGCCACCAUCGGCUCGGGGAUCGUCAACACAGCCUUCACUGUCGUAUCGCUGUUUGUGGUGGAACGAGCUGGCCGGCGGACCCUGCACCUCAUAGGCCUGGCUGGCAUGGCAGGCUGUGCCGUGCUCAUGACCAUCGCCCUGGCGCUGCUGGAGCAGCUGCCCUGGAUGUCCUAUCUGAGCAUUGUGGCCAUUUUUGGCUUUGUGGCCUUCUUUGAAGUGGGUCCUGGCCCAAUCCCAUGGUUCAUCGUGGCUGAACUCUUCAGCCAGGGUCCUCGCCCAGCUGCAGUUGCUGUUGCUGGCUUCUCCAACUGGACCUCAAAUUUCAUUGUGGGCAUGUGCUUCCAGUAUGUGGAGCAACUGUGUGGUCCCUACGUCUUCAUCAUCUUCACUGUGCUCCUGGUUCUGUUCUUCAUCUUCACCUACUUCAAAGUUCCCGAAACUAAAGGCCGGACCUUCGAUGAGAUUGCUUCUGGCUUCCGGCAGGGAGGAACCAGCCAAAGUGACAAGACACCUGAAGAGCUAUUCCACCCUCUAGGGGCUGAUUCCCAAGUGUGAGGUGCUCCACACCCCCAGCCCGGCCUAUUCCCAACAGCCCCAAGAAUUUCUCUGGAGCAUAGACAACUGGACAAGACUUCCAAACUGACAGAUCUCAGCCAAGCCGGGCCUGGGGCUCCUUUCUUCAGCCAGCAAUGAUGUCCAGCAGAAUAUUCAGGACUUUAAUGGCUCCAGGAUUUUAACAAAAGCAAGACUGUUGCUCAAAUCUAUUCAGACAAGCAACAGGUUUUAUAAUUUUUUUUAUUACUGAUUUUGUUAUUAUUUUUUUAUCAGCCAGAGUCUCUUGUCCCCACACCCCAGGCUUCACCCUGAGUGGCUCAGUGCCUGAGGGUGGGGGCCAAGCCCUGUUCAGACACUUGCCUUCUUCACCAAGCUAAUCUGUAGGGCUGGACCUAUGAUCAAGGACACUAAUUGAACUAUGAACUACAAGGCUUCAACCCCAAGAGGUGGUUGUGGCCACCCCUUUCUGCAGACCUUAGGGAUCGGGCUCCAUUUUAGGAUUUGCCCAUUCCCAUCUCUUCCUACCCAACCACUCAAAUUAAUCUUUCCUUGCCUGAGACCAGUUGGGAGCACUGGAGUGCAGGGAGGAGAGGGGAAGGCCAAACUGGGCUGCCAGGUUCUAGUCUCCUGUGCACUGAGGGCCAGACGAUCACCAUGAGAGAAGGGCCGUGGGAGGCUGAGAACUCACUGCUGAAGAAAACAUGGACACUCCUGCCCUGCUGUGUAUAGAUGGAAGAUAUUUAUAUAUUUUUUUUGGUUGUCAAUAUUAAAUACAGACACUAAGUUAUAGUAUAUCUGGACAAACCAACUUGUAAAUACACCAACACACUCCUUCUGUAACUUACCUAAACAGAUAUAAAUGGCUGGUUUUUAGAAA